Molecule: messenger RNA, 4580 nt
Organism: Amborella trichopoda
Lineage: Eukaryota; Viridiplantae; Streptophyta; Magnoliopsida; Amborellales; Amborellaceae
Product: indole-3-acetaldehyde oxidase
Molecular function (GO): FAD binding; iron ion binding; oxidoreductase activity
Source: RefSeq, a predicted model, not a curated record
GAAUUUAGUAGAGAGAGACACAAAAAUACUAUUAAAUGAAGAGUUUUAUAGUAGUAUACUGACCUCUUCCAAGCUAGCCGCCUGGGAGGCUUGCCAUCUUCAAUGGAACACAGUUUUUCCUUUUAAAUACAAGAUAUCAUUAGUUGACCAGAAGAUAUCUGAAUUUAAGAGAGAGAGAGACAGAGGGAGGUUUCUGAGGAUAUGUAAUUUAGCUAUCAUAUUUUCAGGAGAGAGAAGAAGAAGAAGAAAAAUGAAGCAGAAGUUGGUAUUUGCAGUGAAUGGGGAGAAGAAAGAGCUCUCAAAUGUAGACCCUUGUACGACUUUGUUAGAUUUUCUGAGGACCCAAACACCAUACAGAGCACCCAAACUGGGGUGUGGAGAAGGUGGUUGUGGAGCUUGUCUUGUGCUCAUUUCAAAGUAUAACCCAGAAACGAGAGAUUUAGAAGAACAUUCCGUGAGCUCUUGCCUCACUCUUUUGUGCAGCCUGCACAAUUGUUCAGUCACAACAAGUGAAGGUCUCGGGAACCAGAGAGAUGGCUUCCAUUCAAUUCACCAGAGAAUUGCAGGUUUCCAUGCCUCCCAGUGUGGCUUUUGCACCCCUGGAAUGUGUAUCUCUCUCUACUCUUCUCUCUCUGAAGCUGACAAAAGCUCUAGGCCUGAACCCCCACCUGGGUUUUCUAAGCUCACAGUUUCUGAAGCUGAGAGAGCCGUAGCGGGAAACUUAUGCAGGUGCACGGGUUACAGGCCCAUUAUUGAUGCUUGUAAAAGCUUUUGCGCAGAUGUAGACAUGGAGGAUCUUGGCCUGAAUUCCUUUUGCAAAAAGGGGGAAACUCUAGACAUAAGCAAAUUACCUCCUUAUGCUCCAAAGAGUGUGUGCACCUUCCCUGAAUCUCUCAAGAAUGAAUCAGAACCAAUUGAUGAAUUUAAAGAGAGAAAAUUGAAUCUAGUGUAUAAGAGUGAAUUGGGAGAACCAGAAGAUGGGUGUUGGAUCACACCAACCAACCUUGAAGAACUCAUGGAGAUACUGAGAUCAGAAGAGAAUGGAAAUAGAGUGAAGCUUGUGGCCGGAAAUACCAGCACCGGUUAUUAUAAAAACCAAGGGAAUUAUCAGAAAUACAUUGAUAUAAGACAUAUACCUGAGCUCUCGAUGAUUAAGAGAGAGAAAGAGGGGAUAGAUAUAGGUGCAGGUGUUACCCUCUCAAAGGUUAUAGAAGUUUUGGAUGAAGAGAUCUCAUCAAGGAAUGAACCGCACUUGGUAUUCAAGAAAGUUGUGAAUCACCUGAACAUGGUGGCUUCGAAAUUUGUUCGAAAUAUGGCGAGUUUAGGAGGUAAUUUGGUUAUGGCGCAGAGGAACGAAUUCCCAUCUGAUAUAGCCACCAUUCUACUUGGUGCCUGUUCGUCAGUCAUAAUUCGGACCCCAACAGGAACUCUCUCUCUAAGCUUGGAGGAAUUCCUUGGGCAACCACCAUGUGACCCUCAGACUUUGCUAGUAAGUGUUCGAAUACCGAGCUGGAGUGGAGUCCCUCUCUCUAAGACUGAAGGUGGAAAUGAAUUGUACUCUCUCUCUCUGAAUAAUGGAACUGGUGAGGUAGAGGGAGAAUCUGAACUGCUGUUUGAGACUUACAGAGCUGCUCCUUAUCCUCUUGGUGGUGCACUGGCCUAUGUCAACGCUGCUUUUAUGGCUGAGGUCUUGGCUAAUGAAUCAACAGGAGAACUAGUUUUGGGUCAUCUUAGUUUAGCCUUUGGAGCUUAUGGGACUAAACAUGCUAUCAGAGCAAGGAAGGUAGAAGAGUAUUUGAAAGGAAAAUCAAUUACUCACUCUGUAUUAUUGGAGGCCAUCCAAAUUCUUAAAAUGACCGUGGUUCCUAGAGAAGGAACCUCAAAGCCUGAUUACAGGUCCAGUUUGGUUGUCGGGUUUCUUUUUGACUUUUUCUCCCCACUCAUUACUAGUUCAGGAAAACUCAACAAAAGCACCAUCAAUGACCUUGUUUCUGCUGCUUCUAAUCCUGAAUCUAAUAUUGACAAGAUCUCUAAUGCUUGCAAUGGCGAAAGUAGAAAAUCAACUUCGGGCAUAAGUUCAAAGCAAGUCGUGGAGAUACAUAACGACUAUCAUCCUGUCGGUUAUCCUACUAAGAAAGUUUCAGCUGAGCUUCAGGCUUCAGGUGAAGCUGUGUACACUGAUGAUAUCCCUUCCCCAAAGGACUGCCUUUAUGGGGCAUUUGUGUAUAGCAGAAAACCGUUUGCCCACAUAAAACAUAUUGAAGUUGAAUCUGCUUUAGCUUCUCCAGGAGUGGUUUCCUUUGUUUCAGCCAAGGAUAUACCAAACGGAGGACAAAAUGUAGGACUUAAAGCAAUUUUUGGAGAGGAACCUAUGUUUGCUGAUGAUCUUACCGAAUUUGCUGGCCAACCCCUCGGAGUCAUGGUAGCAGAGACUCGGAGGCUGGCAAAAGCAGCUGCUGAUCAAGUGAAGGUGUCCUAUGAUACACAAGGUCUAGAGCCACCUAUUUUAUCAGUAGAAGAGGCUAUUAAAAGAUCUAGCUUUUUUGAGAUACCUCUCCCACCACCUUUUAUUCCACAACAAGUUGGUGAUUUUUCGAAAGGGAUGGCUGAAGCAGAUCACAAGAUUCUUUCUUUCAAGGUCGAAACUGGAUCACAAUACCAUUUCUAUAUGGAAACACAGACAGCAAUGGCCGUCCCUGAUGAAGAUAAUUGCUUAACUGUUUACACGUCAUGUCAAAUGGCCGAGAGUACCCAGGUCACGAUCGCCAAAUGCCUUGGGAUUCCAGAGCAUAAUGUGCGUAUCAUUACAAGAAGAGUAGGAGGAGGGUUUGGCGGAAAGGCCACAAGGGCAAUUCCAGUUGCAGUGGCAUGCGCAGUAUCAGCAUUCAAAUUACGUCGCCCAGUUCGCAUGUAUCUCGAUCGACAAACAGAUAUGAUAAUGAUUGGGGGCCGGCACCCAAUGAAGAUGUUCUACACUGUAGGAUUCAAAGCGGAUGGGAAAAUCACAGCCGUGCAUGUGGACUGUUUCCUCGAUGCUGGAUAUUCAGUUGAUUUAAGCCCCAUCAUCCCUUACACCAUGACCUCAGCACUGAAAAAAUACAAUUAUGGGGCCCUUUCUUUCAACUUUAAGGCUUGCAAAACCAAUUUCCCUAGCAAAUCAGCCAUGAGAGCACCUGGAGAUGUACAGGGUGCCUUCUUAGCUGAAACCAUCAUUGAACAUGUGGCAUCUACUCUCUCUAUGGAUGCUAACUCCAUUCGAGAAAAGAAUCUCCACAACUUUGAAAGUCUCAAGUUGUUCUAUGGCACUUACGCAGGUGACAAACUUGGUUACACUUUGCCUCUGACUUUGGAGAAGGUGAUUAUAUUGUCGAAUUUUAACCAAAGAACCAAAGAAAUUCGUGAGUUUAAUUGCACAAAUAGAUGGCGAAAGAGGGGUAUGUCAAUUUUGCCCAUUAUUUAUGCAGUCUCUGUGAGGCCAACUCCAGGUAAAGUGAGCAUAUUAAAUGAUGGCUCAAUAGUUGUUGAGGUUGGAGGGAUUGAAUUAGGACAGGGGCUCUGGACCAAAGUGAAGCAAAUGACCGCGUUUGCCCUUGGUCGGCUAUGGAAGGAUGGGAAUGAUGAGCUAUAUGAGAAGGUAAGGGUUGUCCAAGCCGAUACAAUAAGUAUGGUCCAAGGAGGGAUGACAGCAGGGAGCACCACAUCUGAAUCGAGCUGUGAAGCAGUUAGAGUUGCUUGUGAUGUUUUGGGUGAAAGGCUUUCACCAAUAAAAAAGACUUUGUUAGAGAAAGCACAAGAAGUUUCAUGGGAUGCUCUCGUUAAACAGGCAUAUUUCCAAUCAGUGAACAUGUCUGCUAGCGCCUACUGGGUUCCUGAUUCAAGCUCAAAUGAAUAUCUAAAUUAUGGUGCUGCUGCAAGUGAGGUGGAAAUAAAUCUUCUUACAGGAGCUUCGACGAUUUUACGAACUGAUAUGGUCUAUGACUGUGGAAGGAGCUUGAACCCUGCUAUGGAUCUCGGACAGAUUGAAGGAGCUUUUGUCCAAGGAAUUGGAUUCUUUGUACUCGAAGAGCACGUUGUGGACUCUGAUGGAAUGGUGACAUCUAAUGGGACAUGGACCUAUAAGAUCCCCAAUCUUGAUACCAUACCCAAGCAAUUCAAUGUAGAGAUGCUAAGCACUGGUCUUCAUCAAGACAGAGUUCUCUCCUCCAAAGCAUCUGGAGAACCACCAUUACUAUUGGCUGGGACAGUUCACUGUGCUAUUAGGGAGGCCAUUAAAGAGGCCAGAAAAGAUCUUCAUUCAUAUAAAAGUAGCUCAAAUGAAACUAUUGGGGAAGAAUGUUCAGCCACCUUUAGAAUGGACACUCCUGCAACUAUCGAUGUGGUGAAGAGGCUAUGUGGACUGGAUAAUGUUGAAAGAUAUUUACAAAGUUUGGUUCAUCACCACUGAGAUGCUCUCUCUCUCUCUGAUAUUGAAUGUUUGACGAUGUCUAUAUAUGUGUGUGACACUAGCUUGUUCAUUAUGUCUUAUCAUGAAUUAGAAUAAAAUUCGCAUUUAAUAUUAUAGAGAUGUUUAUGUAAUUGUA